AGGUGUCAUUACAAGGCUUUUUGAUGUGAUAAUUUUGCUAAUCCAUUAAGAAUUAAAAGCUUUAGUGAUAGAAUUCACUUGCACUGAAACCAAUCACAAUUGAUAACUGUAUUGUUUAGAUUGACACCCCCUUGGUUACUGGCAGUAAUAUAAUUUGCCAAAAAAUGUCCGACAACAUCAAAGUUUUCGUGCGUGUGAGGCCGCCUCUAGCGCGAGAGGAGGGGGAGACCCUGCACUGGAAGGUGACAGGUUCCAACAGCCUCAUGCAAGUGACGGCUCAUGAUAAAAAUGCUGCUACCUUCUCUUUUGAUAAAGUGUUCGACCAGACUGCUGAUAAUGAAAAAAUAUUCUCCGAAGUGAUGCAGCCGAUAGUUGAAGGGGCUCUGAAUGGCAUCAACGGAACGGUGUUUGCCUAUGGGCAGACAUCAUCAGGCAAGACCCAUACAAUGCUGGGCAGUGCAGAGAGUCCUGGCAUCAUUCCCCUGACCAUCCAGAGCAUCUUUGGUGGCAUUGAAGAUACACCACACCGCCAAUAUCUCAUCAGAGCCUCGUAUAUGGAAAUAUACAAUGAGCAAAUCGCAGACCUGUUGGUGGGUCGCUCCAACAUUCCAGGCAACAAGGGGCUCGUGGUGCGGGAAGACACGUCAGGCAACAUCCAUGUUCCUGACCUCAGGGAGGAGUGUGUCAAUAACCAAGACAAGCUGCUGUCCAUGAUGCAUCGUGGCGACCGCAACAGACAAGUGGGAUGCACAAACAUGAACGAACGCAGCUCGCGCUCACACACAAUAUUCAGGAUUAUAGUCGAGUCGCAGACAGCUAUUGAUGGAGACAACAGCCUGGAGACGGGACUGUCAGAGGAUGACGUGGCGGUGACAGUCUCACACCUGAACCUCGUAGACCUUGCGGGGUCAGAAAAUGCAUCGCAGACCGGCACCUCUGGCGACCGGCUCAAGGAGGGCGGGUUCAUCAAUAAGAGUCUCUCAACGCUGGGCCGCGUCAUCUCCCAGCUCAGUGAUGGAGAAUCCUUCAUCAACUAUCGAGACUCCAAGCUGACACGCAUAUUGCAGUGCUCCUUGGGCGGGAACGCUCGCACUGCCAUCAUAUGCACCGUCACCCCAGCGUCUGUAGGGCAGACUCAGUCAACACUGAGGUUCGCAUCCCGGGCCAAAAACAUCAAGAAUAAGCCCAUCGUGAACGAGGUGCUAAGCGAGGCGGCGCUACUGAAGCGCUACAGCAAAGAGAUCAAGGAGCUGCAGCAGGCGCUCGAGCGUGAGCGUCUCUCUAAUAAAGCAGACGAGGUCCUACAGGUUAAGGAGAAGUUGGAUGCGGUCGAGCUCAUGAAUGAGGACCUGAAGACCAAAGUGCGGAAGCUGAAUGAGAAACUCGUCACGUCCAGUGUGUGUAGGACGCCUGGGCGGAAGAAGGAUCUGAAGAAGUCGCGUCGGCAGACAUGGGCAGCGCCAGCUGUGAAGGGCCGCGCGACGAUGUGUCCUCUGGACCUGGCCUCCAUCAACGCUGAGUUCUCGCACCCCUUCAACGGGCCUCCCGCUCCGUCCUCUGCCUCUGCUGACAUGAGCUUCUGCAGAUGGACGUUACCCCAGAUCUCGGAAGCAGAGUCUCCAACCGAUUGCUCUUUUUCAACGGUUCCUGACGAAUUUACUGACAUGAGCACGAGCAUCUUGAAGCGGCUGGACCAAAGCCAGCUGGACAAGCUGGACCAGUCGUUGAGCGACGGAUGCAUGCGUCCUCCGCCUCCUCCAGCUCGUCACAGGACCAGGGUCUCCUUCGCCAGCACCGCGAUGCCCAUCCCUGAGGAAGCUGCAGACGACCUUCCGUCCGUCACCGUCAGGAGGAAGCGGGGGGCUAGAGCCCCGUCCCCACCUUGUAAGGUCUUCUCUGAUGCCGAGGCUCAAACAGACACCUCGCUCCUGCCCAAGAUCAACCUGCUCGCGUCGCCCUGCACACCGCGACGGAUGUCUCCUCAGAGAGACACCCUGCCACCGUCCCACGGCCUGCCCUGCUCCCCUGCAGCAGAAACGCCCAGGAAAGAGCUGCGUCAGCGCAUUGAAGACCUCAGAGAAAAGCUCCAGAGGAAGGACUGCUGCGUGCAGGAGCUCACCAAUGAGCUCAAGGAAUUGCAGGAACUGAACGAGUUCUUGUCGGAAGAUUUUGAGCACCGGGAGCACAGUUUGCUGUCCAAACUUGACUACAGCACCGACGAGCAGCAGUUCGCGUAUCUGAAGAGCCAGAUCUCAAGCCUGACGCGCUCGCAGCAGGACCUUGAAGUGUUGCUGCUGGACGCUAACAAGAAGCUGGUUGAUCAGACGCAUCAGCUCGCCAUGUCAGCCCUCGCCAUGGAUGAGCUCAAACAAGAGAACAUGACGCUGAGAGCUGACGCUCAACAGCUGCCCCAACUGAAGGAACGUUGUUCGCAGCUCACUGAAGACAAUAACAAACUUCAGAAGGAGCUGAAAGCACAACGAGACAGCGUGGGGUCCCUGGAGAAGGACCGACUUGACUUCGACAUGAUGCUGGAACUCAAGCUCGAGCAGCAGCGGCACACGGAGCAACACCUCAGGCAGAGCCUCCAGCAAGCCUGGGACGACCUCGCGCGUCUCGAGGGCAGCGAUGCAGCUGCCGUGCAGGCGCGUCUGCAGCACAUGGCUGCUCUGGAGCUGCAGCUGCAGGAACUGGAGCCUCUGAAGCUGCAGCUGCAGGAACGUCUGCAGCACACAGCUGCUCUGGAGCUGCAGCUGCAAUGUGCGAAGCAAGCCUGGGACGACCUAGCGCGUCUCGAAGGCAGCGAUGCAGCUGCUGUACAGGCGCGUCUGCAGCACACAGCUGCUCUGGAGCUGCAGCUGCAGGAACUGGAGCCUCUGAAGCUACAGCUGCAGGAGAGGGAGACUUCAAAUCUCGCGCAGCAGCAGAAAAUUGCCGAGAUGCAAGCAGAGCUUCUGCAAAAGCAAAAGCGAGUGGAGGAGACAGAAGCUUCUUCAGAGGCUCUCGAGGCUGCCAUGGCCUCGCUACGUGAGGAACUUGAGCCUCUGAAGCUGCAAGUGCUGGAACUUGAGCCUCUGAAGCUGCAAGUGCUGGAACUUGAGCCUCUAAAGUGUCAACUGCAGGAGCGUGAAACAUUGAAUCUUGCGCUGCAAGAGAAAAUUGAGGAGAUGCAAGCUGAGCUGCAACAAAAGCAGAACCAAGUGGAGGAGGCUGAAGCGUCUUCAGAGGCUCUCGAGGCUGCCCUGGCCUCGCUGCGUGAAGAGCUCGAGCCUCUGAAGCUGCAAGUGCUGGAACUUGAACCUCUGAAGUUGCAAGUGCUGGAACUUGAACCGCUGAAGUUGCAAGUGCUGGAACUUGAGCCUCUGAAGUUGCAGCUGCAAGAACUUGAGCCUCUGAAGCUGCAACUGCUGGAACUUGAGCCUCUGAAGCUGCAGCUGAAGGAACAUGAAGCUUUGAAUCUUGCGCUGCAAGAGAAAAUUAAGGAGGUGGAAGCUGAGCUUCUACAUGAGCAAAAACGAGUGGAGGAGACAGAAGCGUCGUCAGCGGCUCCUGAAGCUGCCCUGGCUGACAGAGAUCUGCAUCCCUCGCAGCUGGAGUGCAGGGAAGCUACAGCCGCGCCUGUAGAAUCGCCGGAUAGCGAAGUGGACGCCAAGGUUGAAGCUCUCCAGACGCGCUGUGCUGAUCUCGAACGAACUCUUGAGCUUCAGUUAGUAAAGGAAGCAGCAGCGGCUGAUCAGCUAGCAGCUUUGUCUGAGUUGCGUGCCGCACUGGAAGCUAAAAAUGACAGCGAGGUGAGAUUGCUGGCUCAAAUUGCUGAGCUGAAGUUGCGUGCUGAAGAAUGUCGGCAGGCUGCACAAGAAGCGUGUGAGAAUCGCGAACUGAUGCUCCAAGAAUUGCAACUGAUGAAGGAUAAUCCAUUGAGUUACGGCCUGCCUGCUGGGACUCAGGAAGAACAAAAUCCUGAAAUGAAAUCAAACGAGAAGGUAUCUGAAGCAGAAACAUCCAGUGUGUUGGUGGCGAAUCUUGUAAACGAGCGCCCUGAGAAUGUGCCUUCUGUUGACAUUAUUGUUGCAUGCGGUGCUAAUUCUGCUGCUAAUAUUUCUGAGACAAUUGAGAAGCUUGAAGAACACGGUUCUGAGGGAAGCUCAUCUAUUCUAUGUGAGGAAGCUGGUGAGUUGCCAUCCGCACAACCUGCGGUGAGCAAACUCGGGGCCAAAUUUGACGCAAGCGAUGACCUGCCAGAAGAAAAUGCCAAUAAAUCGCAAGAAAUUAUGCCUGAUGUGUCGAAAUGUUCAGUACUUGAGGAUGAUGCUUCUAAAAUACCCAUGAUUGACCAAGAAACCCUCGUACAUGUCGAAGAUAAGGAGGGAAAUGAAGCAGGGCCAUUGAAUGUUGAAGCAAACGAUGAAAAUAGCGACCUAAUGAAGGGCGAUCUUCAUACCUCCAAAACUGAGGCGAGAAACGAAAGAGUGAAUGAUGAAUUAUUUACAGUUGAUAUUCAGAAUCAAUUGGAAGAUUUAGAAAGGAAUAAGAAUGCAUUAAUCGCCAAGACUCAAGAAAUCUUUGCACUGCAACAGAAGCUGAGUCAGCAUGAAGACGAGUUGCGUCAUGAACAAGCAGCGUUCGAUGAGCAGAAGAAAGAACUCGAGGACCAACUUGAAAGAUUCAGAGUUCUGAAGCACGAAUUUGAACUGGAGAAAGAGAGCAUGGAGAAACUUCGACAAGAAUGUAUUGACCAGAAGACCAGUUUUGAACUCUGCAGUCAAGAAUUGAAACAUAUACAGGAAAGUUUGGAAUCUGUUCGGCUGGAAUUCAGUCAAAAAGAGCGGGAGACACUAUUACUAUCUCAGGAUCUUGAAGAGCUCAAAGAUCAAAGGGAGCAAUUGCUACAGGAACUUGAGGAUCUUUCUGAUAAGCAACGCAUCCUGAGCUCCUCCAGUAAGAGAAGCUUCCGCCUCAUGAGGAGAGUGUCGUCCGCCCCAUCUAGUAAGAAUGAGGUGAGACCGCCGGAGGUGGUGCCGGAGGAGCUGACCAUUGAUCAGCUGGACGGCAUCAGGGAGCAGCUGCUGGCGCUGCAGGACGCCCUGCUGGCCGCCUCCUGCCCUGACGCCGGCGCUGCAGAGUCUGCCGCCCUGCUGCCUUAUUGCUUGAUCUGUGUUGAGGCUGAAGUAGAGUCGCGCACGUGGCAGCUCCUCGAGGACUUCAGGGCUGAUUAUCUCGCCCAUGCUUCAUUAUGUGCGUGCCUGCAACAAGCGGCAGUAUCCAAGAAUGAGCCUGUGAUGGAGUCUUCUGCUACAGUGGACGGAAGAACUGUUGAGAGUUUAUCUCGUACUGAAGUUCCAGUUUCUGUAAAUGCAUUUGACGAUGUUCAAGAUGACGAUCUUGUUACAGUAGUUAAAAGUUUCCCCUCUGAGGUCAGUCGUGCUGUACAUUCAUCCGUAGAGUCUCAAGAACUUGAUGGGCGUGAUUUAGAUAUUUCCAGCCCCUGUAAUGUAGAACACGAGGCACAAGCUGUACAUGAAGUGACAAGCGUGGAAGACAAGACCAUUGCCGGACAUGAUUCUGAUGUCUUGGACUACAGUGACUGUGAUAUGACGAUGGGAAUAACCUUCCACCAACAUGCUUCUUUGAUGGGAGCAGCCUCUGCUGAUGGCGCGCUUUCUUUAGAAGAGGAAAUGCGUAUGGCGUCUGCUGUAAACUGCACUACAAGUUUGAAUGAGACUUGUACUCCUUCCUUGCCUGAUGAAGAAUGUGAUGCUUCACCUCACAUGUCGAGAUCUCGACGAUUCCAUGAAUAUUCUGUCUUGGAUACAAUUGAGGAAACUGUCGAAACUACCAACUCAGCAUUGCCCGUCCUAGAUUCUCCUAAAGAACUAGGAGCUCCUCGCCAGGCAGUUGCUGGAAGUGAUGGAACCAUUGAGAAUAUGGGCUCGGCUAGAGUCACCAUCGACCCAGAAGUUCACGCCGAGCUUCUUCGGCAGAAAGAUAAUUUGACUCGUCGCGUUGCCGAUCUUCUCGCUGAUCUCGAUGACGUGACCUGCAGUCUUGACCAGAAAAUGGAUACUAUUGGAGAAAAAGAACAGCUCCUGAAACAACAGAGGCAGCGUAUCGAGCUUCUUGAGAAACAACUUGAGGACUUGAACCUGCAAACUAAAACUGCUUCCGAUACAAAACUUCAGUUAAACGCAGAAAUGCACGAAGACGUCAAAGAGCAGCGUAGUGAUUCAGAUGAAGAUACAGCGGUUAAACCUUCCACCUUACAUGACACUGUAAAAUGUACAGUGCAAGUGGAUGGUCCUACGAUUGAUGACCUGAAGCAAAAACUUGCUGAGGCCAACCUCGAGGUGGAAGAAAUGCAUUGCCUCAGGUGGCGCGUCGCCGACCUGGAGGAACAGAGAGAUGGCCUUAUUGCUGAAAUCGACGUGCUAAGAAAUGCUCUUAGUAACCUCAAGAAAGAAGAGGUUCAUAUUGAUGCCGGGAUUCCCCCCGGGUCUGGGACUGAUUCCAAAUUAGAUUUUGAGGCCACUAGAGAGACCUUCGAAACAUCUAUAGUGCAAACGUCCAAAAGCAUCACUUCAAUUACUCCGGUCAAAAAUGUCGACACGUCAGUUGAUCGCGAAGUCACUGAAUUUAAGACAGAACCUGCGGCUACCGUGGUUAUGGUUGAGAAUGCCGAUGACAAAUAUUUGACAAAUAACUUGCCCAUCGGUGACUCAUUGAAAGAUUCAAUGAAAGACGAGUUGAUUGUGAACGUCAAUGAGAGUUUAUCCAAACAGGAAAUUUCUACUGAUCCAUGCGAAACCAUUGUGUCCGAAAUCCAUUUGGAAAAGGGCGAGAUUGAAAUGGCCUCUCCAAAGCCGCUGCCGAGCUCACCUGGCACUAUUAAUCUCACUCCAUGUGUGAAGAUGAGUUCCGACUUAAUGACGAGUGAUAAUCUCGAGCCGGAGUGCACCGUUCGCCCCUGCCAAGACUGCGAGCGCCUGAAGUCGGAAAUAUCUUGCCUUCAAAGAGACUUGGAUGAUAAAAAUUCAGAGCUAUCUCGUGUAUCGACUCUGCAUGAAGAUGCCAUGAAAAAAUUAGAAGAACUACAGAACAGAGUUUCAAGUUUAUCUGCAAACGAUACCAAGAUGGAAAACGAGAUGACGAAUUUUACUAAACGCUGUGAUGCACUUCAGUCUGAGUGUGCAGACAAGAGCUCGACAAUAGAGAAUCAGAAAUUAAUUAUUGCCGAACUUACAGAUAAAGUAGAAGUAAUGGUUCAAGAACAUAGCAACAUAGUCAAGGAGUUGGAACAGAAUUUGAAAACGGAAAAAAUUAAGUUUGAAGAAGUAAAAGAAGAGCUUUUCCAGAAGAAAGCUCUCGCGUUGGAGCUUGAAGCGUCAAAAUGUUCAACUGAAGAGCAUUUGUUGGCUGAGCUUUCUGUCAAGAACGAAAAUUUACAAAGCCUUUCCAGUCAGCUGGCGGCUGUGAAGAAGGACCUGGCAGAUUGUCGGACGGCCCAUGCAGCUCUCGUUUCCCUCUGUGCAAGUUGUUCACAAAAAUUAACUCUAGCGUCUGCCGUAGACUCUGAAAUGCCCUUGCCAGACCUCCGUCUCCUGGACGCAGCCGACUCAUCAGAAGUCUUCAGAAUGGAAGAUGCCAUCGAGUAUGUCGUUAAAAAAUUCCUCUCCACUCACGAAGAAUCUCGCAGAAAAAGCACUGAUGUGGAAAAUUUGCGUCAAAUUAUCGAUCGGAAAAAUGAAGACAUGAAGGCUCUUCGCAACGAACAUCAGGAAGAGCUUAGUAAAGUGCUUGCCUUGGUCCAGCGCAAGGAAGAGGAGAAAGAAGACGCGCUGCGGGAGAAGGAACGCUUGGGUGAAGAGAUCGAGGUGCAACUCAGACAUCAGCUCGACUCUAAAAUAAAGCAAUUGAAGCAGCUCGAAGAAUCUGCUUCUGAAUUAGAGCAAGAGAUCAAACUGAAAGAAAAUCACGUAGAAAACCUUUCCCUUCAGCUUAUGGAUGAAGAGAAAAAAGUGUCAGAGCUCAAUGAAGAAUUGGCUAGCUUGAGGAAAAGCAUGCUUGAGCUAAGCCAGGACAAUGAUAAACGUAAGAGAAACAUAGCUGAACUCACGGAUGAGGUAUCUCGGCUGCGCGAUUGUUCUGCUCUUCUCUCUGAAGUUCAGAGUAAUUAUGAAGAUGCUCUGGCUCUAAUUGAGGCCCUCAAGGCGGAAGCCUCAGCGAGGCAAGAUGCCCAAGACGCUCAUAAUGAUGAAUUAAAGCGGGAAAAGGAAAAGUCAUCGUAUUUGCAGGAGCGCUUGAACUUAGCAUCAAAACUUGAAGCAGAACUAGAGUCCAAGAAUGAAAACUUGACUGAAGACGUAUGCCGUCUUUCUCAAAUAGUCGAGAAACAUGAGCAGGAAAUUUCUGAGAAGGAGCAGAAAUUAUUAUCUUUGCAAGCGGAAAAUUGCGAGUUGUUAUCAAGAAACACAGAAAAGGACGCCAAACUUUGCGCUCUGAUUAAUUCCAAUUCCUCGUAUGAGUGCAAAGUAAUCGAGCAAGAAACGAAGUACCAAAACAUUGUUCGUGAGCUCAGUGCUUGUCAGAAGGUCAUCAGUGAAAAAGAGCAGCAGUUCAAUUCGCUUGUGAAGGUCCAUUCGCUGUGUGAAGAUAAGAUCAGCAGCUUGACUAUCGAGCAAGGCCGUGAAAAACAUCACAGUCAGGAACUGAUUCAUAUGAGGCAAAAGCUCUCUGAGAAGGAACAGCAAUAUCUGGCGCUGUCGCUAGAUUAUGACAAGUAUGCUAAAAGCUACUGUGAGAUGCAGCUUUCGCUGGAAAAGGUCAUUAAGGAAAAAGAAAUAACCAUUGCUGAACUCUCACGCCGAAUAAGAGAAGGUGAUGGACAGAGAGCCUCUUUGCAGUCGUCAGUGCAAGAAUUGGAAGCCAAGUAUUCUAAAUUGGUAACCUCUCUUAGAGUUCCCUCAGAACUAUAUACAUUAUUACCUCAAGAAACGAGAAAAUCCUAUUUGGAAGCCCUCAUCCGCUGUCACCAGAAUGAAAAUGGAUCAUUGGAUUGUAAUCUACAAAUCCAGUCUUAUGAGAAACAGCUUGCUGAUCUCGAGCGACAGGUGGCCGACCUGAAGGAACAACUUCAAGCCAAGGAAGGCAGAUGCAGGAAGCUGAACGAGGAGGCGGAGGACCUCGUGCGGCGUUACAAGAAGGAGGCCGCGGCACUCGAGCUCUCUAAAUCGCAACUCGUGAUGGAAAACAAGUCACUCGGCGAAACUGUGGCGCUGAUGCAACAACAAAUACAACGUCUUCAACGAACCGAUGUAAUCAAGGACUCUUCAAAUAUAAUUUCUGGAACUGCUGCGCAGAACCAAGGUGGACCUGAAAGAAAAAAUGACGUUGCAGAGAGUGAAGAGUUAAAAUCGUACCGGCAGCGACUUGAAGCCAAAGAAAGCGAGUGUCAGGAGCUUGAAGAAGCUGCUCAGUAUUACGAACGCCAGAUCGGAUACUAUAAAGCUGAUGAGAAGACCUUAAAGUCGCAGGUUCAGCAGCUUAGUUCCGAGAACAAAUCAAAGUCUGAGGAGUGCGAGCGUCUCAGUGCUCGGGCUGUGACUCUUGAAGAACAGCUCAGUCUUCUACAGACCGACUGCAGCGAACUGCGGGCCAAUGUGAAGAAACUGGAAGAAGAAGUGGAGGCCCUGAGAGCUGCAAAGGCUCGUCCUACUCCUGACAGCUUGGGGAGCCUGAGCAGCUCGUCUCAGCGGGCAGCCCGCAAGGCGCAGGUGGCGCAGUUCGAGUCGCUGUCCCUCGCCGAGGAGGAGAUCAGCGAGCUUAGGGAGAAGCUCAAGUACGCCGAGAACAAGGCAUCUCGCUACCUCGAGGAGCUCCGGCGGCUGCAGAACGCCACGCCGCUGAACGACACGGUGUGUCAACUGCAGCCUUCUGCCAGCAACAAGAAAGCGUCCGUAGGGACUCCCCCAGUAGACGGGGGCAAGGUCGUGGCACCAGUUAAGAACAGCCCUGACUUCUGCUAUGACGGUGGCAGUCACAUGGUCCUGUCGUCACAGGUCCUGGACCUAAGGCGGGACAUUUACCAGAUGGAUAAAGCCAAGAAAUCGCUCGAGAAAGAAGUCAAGUCUCUAUCUCUGCAACUCGAACACUACAAGACCAAAGCUCAGCAGUGGAAGACUUCCUCACUCAUGCACCAAAAAGCCGUGGCGAAGCUCAAAGACGACGUUGCAAGCCUCAAAAAUACAUCCUCGAAGUACCAGACUGCCAACGAACCUAGGGACGUUCUGAAGGAGUUCAACAACUACAGGGGCGAUGCUCCUCGCAAGGAAGAGUUUCUAACUGAUAACACAAAGGCGGCUGAGAACAUUCCUCCCGAGUUUACGCUCGCGUCUCCAAGAAUGUCGAGCAGCUUGAAGCCCUCUGGCUGUACCGUGUCUGGCCGCUCGGCAGACAAAACUUCUCGCCAGACCUCGCCCUCACAUGAGACACCCAUGACCAUGAGCGCCGCCGUCAUCAAAGGGGUUCCUUUCGUUGACGCCGCCCGACCAAGUGGAGGCUACAGCCAAGCAUUUGCUACAACGCUUCCCAAAGGCCUCGAGUCAGAAUCUAGCCAGCGCCCAGCUUACUCCUCUUCGAGAUUUGGUCCGGGCUCUCUCGGCACCGGUCCAUCCGCAGUUUACAACUCCUCAUCCCGCUUGGCUCCUCUUCCUCUAGGCCGAUCAAGGGACGAGGAAAAGGGCAGUGACAAAUAUUUUUUACCCAAGAAAAGUAUCCACAAUCCUUCGGACGAAGAUUGCAAGACGCAGUAGCUGUUUCUAUAGAAAGUUCACUGCAUAAACAUUCUUCAAGUUUUUAGCAUAGUAUUUAGUCAAUAAAUCGAAUUUCCGAUGGAAAUUUUUUCAGUGCAUUUUUUUUUUUAGAUAAAAUCUGUAGCGUUUAAUUCGUAAUUUUAAAAUUGGACUUGGGCAUCAUUUGGCCAUUACUGUAUGGCUUCUAUCGUCAAAUGGGCUUUUUUAUAUUCCUUCAUAGUGUGACAUAUUAUCUUUUCGUAACGUUUUCUCCUAAUUUCGUCGGAAGUGACUACUUAGCUUAAUUUUAUACACUCACCCAAAGGCCAGGAAUGUUUCUUAUAAAUAAAGGUUUAGUUCUU
Molecule: messenger RNA, 11146 nt
Organism: Hyalella azteca
Lineage: Eukaryota; Metazoa; Arthropoda; Malacostraca; Amphipoda; Hyalellidae
Product: centromere-associated protein E
Exons: 30
Coding region: 165-10805 (3546 amino acids)
Biological process (GO): microtubule-based movement; mitotic cell cycle
Cellular component (GO): microtubule
Molecular function (GO): plus-end-directed microtubule motor activity; ATP binding; microtubule binding
Source: RefSeq, a predicted model, not a curated record